CUCGAAGCUGGAAUAACUCUCGCCACGCAAGAGGAGUUUAGCCUGCGGCAGGCUAAACUACAUGUGAACGUUCCACUCCCGCCCAAACCGGCGGUUGAGGGGGCGGAUGAGGUGGAAGGAAUGGACCUUUCAAGCGCAACUGCUACGGGGCAGCAGUGGACGAGAGCCAACGUGCGAUGCUUCCGUGUAUCGCCACGGUCGAACAAACAACGCGAUGGACCAGUAGGCGCGGGGCGCCCUACUGGUAAUGCAGUCACGCGUGUCUACAACGGACACGCGUACGAGAAGAUGGAGUUGGAGAACCCUCCGACUGAUACGUCGGAGUUGAUCUCGCUUCCAGUCAUGAGCUGGAAGCGCUUCGCAAAGGACCUGUACGAUGGACGCAUCGAACAGCUAUGCAUUCUUUUGGACUGCGAAAGAAUGACAAGCAAAGCAGAGGAGUUGAUACAACUCCUCACUGGAAGCCCCACUGAGAUUGAUGAUACUCUCAGUGGCAAGACGAAGCAGGAACGCUUCAACGAGCAGAGUUGCAAGAUUCUGCGAGAGCACAUGGAUGUGCUCUCGGACGGAACUCCCGCGGAAGAAGUAUCCCGACGCGACAGCGGCUACUGUCGCGGGAUCAAGCAAGCCGGGCUGUGGACGGGAAGAAGAAACGCGCACGGAAAUGAACCGCUGCGUGGUCGCUAG
This is a messenger RNA of Phytophthora megakarya, 687 nucleotides long. Lineage: Eukaryota; Oomycota; Peronosporomycetes; Peronosporales; Peronosporaceae. The record is from the annotation of a GenBank genome assembly.